Messenger RNA from Styela clava, 1913 nucleotides. NCBI's taxonomy places the organism in Eukaryota, Metazoa, Chordata, Ascidiacea, Stolidobranchia, Styelidae. The record is from RefSeq and is a predicted model, not a curated record.
UGCAAAUAGUCCUCCAUACUAUUUUAGUGACCUUUAAUAGUGCUUCGACUCAUUUCAUUAUUAGUAGUAACAAAGGGUGCAAUUUCAGGCAGUGUGUCGUUAAAGCUUCAUUAGUUCGAUUAUUAUAUUUUGCAACACGUUUUAUGAUUUUUUUAUGAUUUAUGUUUGUUGUUCACCUUUUGUCUUUAGAUAUUUGAGAAUCGCUAUACUCUCACCCACACAUCAUGAAAAUUAACACUUAUGUCAUCAUAAUUAUGAUGACUGGAUUUUGCGUAGGUGCCGCGAUGGCGGAUUCUCGUCCUAAUAUUUUGUUCAUAUUAGCCGAUGACUUUGGAUUCAAUGAUAUUGGAUAUCAUGCCAGUGAACAUGAAUCAGCAAUAAAAACUCCUCAUUUGGAUUUCUUGGCUGAGAACGGAAUAAAACUCGAAAAUUAUUACGUUCAACCAAUUUGCUCGCCAACCAGGAGUCAACUAAUGAGUGGUCGUUAUCAGAUUCAUACAGGUUUGCAGCACGGAGUGAUUCGACCUUCACAACCAAACGCGUUGCCAAUUGAAAAUAAGAUCAUGCCUGAACAAUUAAAAAAUUGUGGCUACGAUACACACAUGGUGGGAAAAUGGCAUCUUGGUUUUUAUGAAGAAAAAUUUUUGCCAUGGAAAAGAGGUUUUAACUCGUAUUUUGGGUAUUUAACCGGAGCUGAGGACUACUAUACUCAUGAGCGAUGUUUCAAUGGAAUGUGCGGAGAAGAUAUGUGGGAUUCUGAAAUUGGACCCGUGAAUAACACAUGGGGUGAAUAUUCCGCUCAUUUAUUCGCUAGAAAAGCAAUUGAGGCAAUUGACAAACGUGAUUCUACAAAACCGUUGUUCAUGUAUUUGGCAUAUCAAUCUGUACACGGGCCUUUGCAAGUGCCAGAUAAGUAUACUGAAAUGUUCAAAGACAUUAAAGAUAAAGCACGAAGAACUUACGCUGGAAUGGUGUUAGCAUUAGAUGAGUCAGUUUAUAAUGUGACUCAGCACUUAGCUAAAGUUGGUAUUCUGGAUAACACUAUCAUUGUGUUUUCCACUGAUAACGGCGGCCAGACUAUGGCCGGUGGUAAUAACUGGCCACUAAGAGGGAGGAAAGCCACUCUUUGGGAAGGUGGCGUUAGAGGAGCGGGAUUCAUGUAUGGUAAACUACUCGAGGCUAAAUGUGUGACACAUAAGGGGCUGUUACAUGUUUCAGACUGGUUUCCGACACUACUACAAGGUGUCGCAAUGUGUUCAACAUUAAAUGGUACCCAGCCAUUAGAUGGAUACAAUCAAUGGGACGCCAUUCGUCAAAAGGAAUCAUCGCCCAGAACGGAAAUUUUACAUAACAUUGACCCUUUGUAUAGUGCCAAUUCAAAUGAGACAGAAAUGCAAAACAUUAUUAUCAAUGGAUUUGACAUUAAGGUUCACGCAGCAAUUCGAAGCGGACCUUGGAAAUUACUAACUGGAAAUCCGGGCUUUGACCAAUGGGUAAAACCUCCCGAAUCCGAACAAAAUGGAGUUGGCCAAAUGACCUAUGCUAAUUCGUCCUCAAAUGUAAUGUUGUUCAACAUAGAGAAUGACCCUUAUGAACAUAACGAAGUAUCCGAAAUGAAUCCGACAAUAGUUCAAAAUUUUCUUAGUAAACUCGCUAAAUAUAAUUCAACUGCCGUUCCUGUUAGAUAUCCACCAAUGGAUGCGAAGGCGAAUCCCAAAAUGCAUGGUGGCUUCUGGAGUCCUUGGAUGAAAUAAUUGUAGAAUAACGUGUACUGUGCUGUGUGCUGUGCUGUGUUUACAAUUACAGUAAUUUGAUUGCCUAAUAAAAAUAACAUUAUAUUCAAUUAUAUAAAUAGUAUUAUACUUUUUUUUUUAAUUCUAAAAUCUAGGUUAAAACAACCAUCUACAUAUGCA